Messenger RNA from Priapulus caudatus, 1293 nucleotides. RefSeq names its product atrial natriuretic peptide receptor 1-like. Gene Ontology annotation, molecular function: peptide receptor activity; protein tyrosine kinase activity; ATP binding. The transcript is spliced from 11 exons. Bases 1 to 1293 code for a protein of 430 amino acids. Gene Ontology annotation, biological process: protein phosphorylation; intracellular signal transduction; cGMP biosynthetic process. NCBI's taxonomy places the organism in Eukaryota, Metazoa, Priapulida, Priapulimorpha, Priapulimorphida, Priapulidae. The record is from RefSeq and is a predicted model, not a curated record.
AUGGUAUCUGCGCCCAAGGACAUGCUGCAGAAUAACGCCAUUGAUAUAGAUUGGUCAUUCAAGUUCUCGUUAAUAAGAGACAUCGUGGAGGGGAUGGCAGCAAUUCACGACUCGGCGAUACGCGUUCAUGGCCACCUUAAGUCGACCAACUGUGUUAUAGACGCCCGCUUCGUUGUGAAGAUUACUGACUUUGGCCUACGAACUCUACGCACCACUGAGGCGUCCCAGUCCGAACAGAAUCAACAGGUUUAUUAUAGAGGGCUCCUGUGGACAGCACCGGAGCUCCUACCGCAUGUUUCCUUCGUGGAGGCAGCCUGCUCCCAGAAGGGCGACGUGUUCAGCUUCGCUAUCAUUCUACAGGAAAUCAUCACGCGGCUUGGUCCGUACGAAAUGCUGAUCUGCGAACCUGCUGAGAUCAUUGACAAAUUGAAGGAGGUAUCAGGUAAGCCGUGGAGACCGGUUGUGGACCCGGCAAGCUGCGAACCGCAGCUCUACGGGCUGAUGACGACAUGCUGGCAUGAUGACGUCAUGACGCGACCCAGCUUCCCUAGCAUACGCUCUACUCUAAAGCAAACAGCAGGUAACCUUAUGGAUCACCUGCUUAGCAGGAUGGAGCAGUACGCUAAUAACCUCGAAUCCCUCGUUGAUGAGAGAACCCGAGCAUUUCACGAAGAGAAACGAAAGUCGGAAGAGCUUCUCUAUGAAAUCUUACCAAGGAGCGUUGCUAAGCAGCUGAUUGCAGGGAAGACGGUCGAGCCGGAGACAUUUGAAAACGUAACGAUCUAUUUUAGCGACACCGUUGGUUUCACGGCGCUCUGCUCUGAAAGUUCACCGCUAGAGGUAGUCAACCUGCUGAACGACCUCUACACCUGCUUUGAUACCAUUGUACUCAAUUAUGACGUGUAUAAGGUUGAGACGAUCGGAGACGCCUACAUGGUCGUGUCAGGCCUGCCCAUACGUAACGGCAUUAUGCACGCUCGCGAGAUCUGCAGGAUGUCACUAUCGCUACUCGACGCCAUCAGUCUUUUUCGUAUCGAGCACAGACCGCAGCACAGCAUAAGACUUCGCAUCGGCGUGCAUUCGAGUCCAUGUGUUAGUGGCGUGGUGGGUCUAAAAAUGCCUCGCUACUGCCUUUUCGGUGAUACAGUGAAUACAGCCUCCCGCAUGGAAUCUAACGGAGAAGCUUUGAAGAUACAUAUUAGUGAGCAGACGAGAGAGUUGCUCGACGCAGUCGGAAACUUCAAAUCGGAGCCCCGUGGAAUGGUUCAAUUGAUGAUGGUGCAGAUAUUAUAG